GCCUGUGCCGGGCGAUCGCGAGCUGCCGGGAAUGACGGCUCCGCGGAGGGGGGAUCGCGAGGGGCCGCCGGGCAGCACGAAACCAAUGCAUGAGAAAGCAGGGCUCAUGCACAGCCUGGACAAACUGGAGGCAUUACACAAGGAAAAGAGCUUGGAUUCUCCAAAUGGCAGCCUGCACCUGAGUGAUGCCAUAAAGGAGGAGGAGUUAAAGAAAUGCCGCAGCGAAGUCACGCCUCCAAAUAAAUACAAUUCUCAGUACCACAAGUUGUUCAAGGACAUCCCUACCGAGGAGAGUGUGCUGAAAGUCUGCUCCUGUGCUCUCCAGAGAGACAUCCUCAUCCAAGGCCGUCUCUACAUCUCCCCAAACUGGCUUUGUUUCUAUGCAAACCUUUUUGGGAAGGAUAUCAAGGUUGUUAUUCCUGUUGUCUCUGUCCAACUGAUAAAAAAGCACAAAACGGCUCGCCUGUUGCCGAAUGGACUCGCUAUCACCACCAAUGCCAGCCGAAAGUACAUCUUCGUGUCCCUGAUCUCUAGAGACAGUGUGUACGAUGUGCUGCGGAGAGUCUGCACCCACUUGCAGGUCUCAAGCAAAAAGAGCCUGAGCUUGAAGGAACUGACUGAAGAGCCUGACACGGUUUCACUGGAGGUGAUUGUCCCAGAAGUGAAGUGGAGGAAGGGCUCGCCGGCUUCGUUGUCCCUGGCCCUCCCAGAUGCAGGCUUCCAGUGCAUCCACCGGGCAUCUAUCAGCAGCCUCAGCACAAAGGAGAGCUCUUGUAACUCGGAGGAGCCCCUAGUAUCAGAAAGUGCAAUAAACACUGAAGAGGAGUUGGAGGUGGAGCAGAGCUACCAAGCAGAGUUGAGGCCAUCUGAUUAUCAGCUGCUGAAAAUCUUCAUUGUCUUGAUCUGCCUCCUGGUGGUCUCCUCCUCCUACCUGGCUUUUCGCAUCUUCCGCCUGGAGCAGCAGCUCUGCUCUUUGAACCGGGACUAUCUCUCGCGUGUGCCCCGGAGGUGACUGUGGGCUCAAUAAAGACAAUGGAGAAAACAGCGCCCGUAAACAUAGACCUGUGCUGCGUCCAAGGAGUUAACACGACUGCUGUGAAGCCAGAGCAAAUGAGCCCCAUGCUCUGUGCUCCUCCUGGACCAAAGCUCUCUGCUUCCAGUGGUGAAAUCUAGAAGUGCUUUCUUGCCGUCAGCAACCCAUUGGGACGCUUGGCCAACAGUAGCCAAUGCAGCAGCUUCCAGAUGUUGUUGGGCGAUGACGUCCAUCGUCCCUGGCUGUUGGCGGGAGUCCAGCAACAUCUAGAGGGGACCCUGCGGCUGCCGAACUGGCUGUACAUGGGCAGCAGUGGUGCUUGUGAGAGUUGCCAAGGGUUGCCAGUGCAAUAGUGUCUCCAUUGAUGGUGUCUCUGGCCAUACCUUCCAAAGGCUCUUCAGCCACUGAAGACGUUGGGUAGCUUGCUCUCUAGAGCUGCAAGAAAAUUUGGAACUGCAGGGCUUCCUCUGAGGCUCCCCUUUGUAUUUCAAAACUGCAAUGUCUUCCCGGGGCUUUGCUCCAGAAGGGCUGACUGUUACCACCAGCAAACUGUUGUGGCUGGUCCUCUUUCGCAUCCUAAUGCAUCCUAGCAAGGUCUGAAGAAGUAGCUGGGUUCUCUUCUAGGAGGACUCUGGACUGCUGCUAGCUCUCGCUGCUUUCUUUCCCCUGGAGGAAAGGGGUACCAGGAGAAAGUUGGUGUUGGAUUUUUUUGCUGCAGCGAAAAGCUCUGCCUUGGAAGGAAGACGGAGGUAUCCUUUGCCCAGGGCAGUGAAAUCAUCUCCAUUAGAAUCCAUCUUCUUGCACUAACAGGAUUCCUGUUGUCCAGGGAAUGCUGCUGGAGCAAUUCUUGUGGCCCUGCAAAAUUACUGUAACCGCUGCAGCAACGUUCAGCUAAGGGACCCUGUGAACUGCCAGGCAGGCCCUGAACACUCAUGGAAAGACGCCACGGGUAUGCACUUUCUGGGGACAGAUAUGACUUAGUGGUGCAUGUGGCCCUCGAAGCACUUUACGUGGGUCUGCCCCACUUAACCCAAGGGCUUUGCAGCUUGGCACUGACAUGAGGAAGCAGAGACAGGGGGCUUGGCUGGAGUAAAGCAAGCUGAUCGCUCCAUUUCUUU
Podarcis raffonei (Aeolian wall lizard) is the source of this 2151-nucleotide messenger RNA. It is a transcript of the gene GRAMD2A, whose product is annotated as GRAM domain containing 2A. Lineage: Eukaryota; Metazoa; Chordata; Lepidosauria; Squamata; Lacertidae. The record is from RefSeq and is a predicted model, not a curated record. Gene Ontology annotation, molecular function: phosphatidylinositol-4,5-bisphosphate binding. Gene Ontology annotation, cellular component: organelle membrane contact site; extrinsic component of cytoplasmic side of plasma membrane; endoplasmic reticulum membrane. Bases 32 to 1012 code for a protein of 326 amino acids. Gene Ontology annotation, biological process: regulation of store-operated calcium entry. The transcript has 12 exons.